Messenger RNA from Guyanagaster necrorhizus, 2262 nucleotides. RefSeq lists its product as uncharacterized. NCBI's taxonomy places the organism in Eukaryota, Fungi, Basidiomycota, Agaricomycetes, Agaricales, Physalacriaceae. Bases 1 to 2262 code for a protein of 753 amino acids. The record is from RefSeq and is a predicted model, not a curated record. The transcript has 2 exons.
AUGUCGGCAAGCAAACGCAUUUCCACCCCGAGCCGUAUCCCCCGGAAUUCCCUCAAUACUCCUCGGCCACCGCCGUCAGAUUCCCCAGGACAUACGUCCACUUUCAAGUCGCUGUCAUUUCGGUCUUUACUGCCAUUUGGACCGAAUAAGUCCACUACACAUAUUAGUCCUACUGUUACACCCAAGUCGAGCACAGGUUCUAAUGGUACUGGCUGGCACGGAGGAUUCGGGAGAGGAAAGGGUAAUGUCAGUGGGGUCAAAGAAGGAGGACAGGAGAGGAAGAUGAGCUUUGGGAGGGUCAUGGUCAUUGACAUUGGUCAUACCAACAAAGAGAAGGAGUCAGUCGCAGUCGAACCGUCUGCUCCGACAUCACCCCUUCCCGACUUGUCUACGAUAAUAGAGGCAGACACGUCUGGCAUCAGUAUAAGUAAACAUCUGCCACCUGUUUCUGUCCCAGAUACCCCCCAAGAUGAAUCCAAGCUCCCCGACUUGGAGUUUUCGAUACCCGACGACGAGCUCGACUUGUCCACCUCGCACAUAGGUGCGCAGGUACGCGAGGCCAUGGCCUCUGGAGCUGGCUGGGGAAAGACCAAAAUAACCAGCUUGGAUGACGUGAAAGUCGAAGACAGCUUCGAUCUUGAUAAAGAGGUUGCUAAGUUAAUAGAGGGGGACGAGAAGCAGGGUCAGGAUGAAGAGAGCUUCAACUUGGACCAAGAAGUCGCUAAACUCCUGGAUGCGAAGCGACCUUCAGAUUCCGUUAAUGGUCUGGACACGAGCAAAACGGUCAUUUCUCCGUCACCUGAUCGUACCGCAGAAUCGUUGUUGCCACUUGCGCGACGUCCCCAGUCAUCACUACCACGACUUAGACCCAUGACAUCGCCUGUCAUGGUACAGAGCAUUUUUAACAGGGAAAGCAGGGAGAUUUCAACAGCCAGAGAGAACUCUCCCGCACGAACAUCGAUAUCCACCAGUUCAUCAAGGCACAUACCUUCCUUUGAACACCAUGAAUUUCCUAGUCAUCCCUCGCAUAUACACCAUUCAAUGAAGCUUCCACCCUCACCAUUGUCGUCAACCAGCACACCGCCCCCCUUGAAGCCCAAGGCGACGGCGCGUCCGCCAAGUGCACACACGCGUUUAAGGCCGAGCGUUGACAUCCCUCGGACGUCCAUCGACACGCCGUCUGUGAGAUCGCGAAAGCGGAGCGUGAGCACCACCGGUACGGAGCCUAGACGAGAAAGGCCAGGGAGUAGUAUGUCCUCCUCCCCUUCUCAUCCAUGGCUAGGUCCGCGUACGGAGAAAGCCUUCAAAGCUGCUGGGUUACUCGAUUUUGACAAAGACCCGGGAUUGAAACGCUACACCUCCUUGAGGGGGGACAGCCAUCCGGGCAGCAGUAGGCGGGGAAGUGAGACUACUACAUACAGUCGCGCGAGCGAUACCUUGGACAGUCCGUAUCAUGCACAUGGGCGCGAUACCCCUCGGAGCGUUAGUACCGCACCGACAUCCAUAAGCGACGUCGAGUCCGAGCGGAUGCGAGAGAAACACGAGAUGGAGACAAGCGCGUUGCUUGGUGCACUGAGCGACUCGCAGCGGCUAGUGAAGGUGUUAAGGGAGGAAAACGCUGAACUGAGGGAGCGGCUCGCGGACCGAGACGCCGAACGGAAUGAGCUGAUUGCCGAACGGCGGGAGUUUGAGGAGCGGCUGAGUGAGCGAUUAGACCUAGCAGACCGUGUGGGCGAGUUGGAGGAGGAGAACGCUGCUUUGCGGAGUUUCGUAGAUGGCCUUAGAAGAGAGGUGGCGGCGUGGGAGAGGAAGGCGGCAUUUACCAAGGUCAGCUUCGAUGCUGACGGCGAUGUCAGUUCGAUAUCACGAGCGGGGAACAGUAGACUCGAUCCGGAUGACUGUGUACAUUUCGAUCCGGAUAUCGGCGUGCGCCUAGACCCCGACGUUGAGGAGGAAGAGGACCUGACUGCGAGGAUCAGAAAGCGGGUUAGCACCGCGUCGAGUCUAUUCCCCAUUUUGCCGUCGAACAUGUCGAUGCUGAUGGCCGAGGAUGGAGCAGAUGUUGGGUCAUCAUCCUUGUUGAACCACCAAUCUUAUCAGCACUCACGGAAGGAUUCGCAGGGUGACCAGUCGAUGAUCACCUUGUCUUCAGGUCCUGGAAGUCCACGCAGUCUGUUCCUGAAGCCGGAGGAUGAGGACCAUUUGGUUGACAUGGACAAUAUCAGCUUUGGGCCAGAUGCAGCGGCUUUGCCCAGACAUUAA